GUCAUUGUGUAGCUCAAGCAAAAAAAGGUGGCUUAGUAUUUGAGUUCUAUUUUCGUGAAGGAUUUCUAGAUCAUCAAUAGAACGAUCCAUGCAUAUUCUAUCCCAAGUAUGGAGUAUGGAUCAAGUAGCUGCAUGCAAAGACAAAGAAUCAAGGAUGGAUUUACUGGGCUCGGGCUUUUUUGGGUCACAAACGUGCUGCGGAUCUUGCCGUAUCCCUUCUGCAUGCACCUACUCCGUAGUUUCGUCUCUGUGCCUAGGUAUCGUGAGCUGAGCUGAGACGAGCGGAGCGGAGCUUGAGGUAGCGGC
Molecule: messenger RNA, 306 nt
Organism: Trichoderma harzianum CBS 226.95
Lineage: Eukaryota; Fungi; Ascomycota; Sordariomycetes; Hypocreales; Hypocreaceae
Exons: 1
Coding region: 109-276 (55 amino acids)
Source: RefSeq, a predicted model, not a curated record